Brassica oleracea var. oleracea is the source of this 504-nucleotide messenger RNA. RefSeq lists its product as uncharacterized. The record is from RefSeq and is a predicted model, not a curated record. The transcript has 2 exons. NCBI's taxonomy places the organism in Eukaryota, Viridiplantae, Streptophyta, Magnoliopsida, Brassicales, Brassicaceae. Bases 58 to 492 code for a protein of 144 amino acids.
GUUGAUUAUUCUUCCUUUCUCCUCUUCUUCCUUUCUGCAUCGAAAUAUCCAGAGGGAAUGAUGCAGAAAUGUUCAUUGAGUAACCGGAGAAGGAGUUUAGAAGAUGAUGUACCAAUCUCAGAUAGAACGUUUGAGAUAAAUUCUCACAUCUCUGUUCCUUGUCAUUUGGAACAGUGUCUUAAUCUCAAGACAGGAGAGGUUUACUACAUAAACCGGAAGACCGGAAUAAACAACAACAACAAUGCAUAUGAUGAUUUCAGUGGAGAAUCGGAUGUAGCUGUUGUUUCAGAAGACGAUAGCUCUUAUUAUGAAAGCGAAGAAUCUUCAUCAGAGUCAUCGAUAGAGAAUCACGAAGAAGAGAAUGAAGUUCUUGUGGUAGCUGGCUGCAAAGCUUGUUUUAUUUAUUACAUGGUACCUAAACUCUUGAAAGAUUGCCCCAAAUGUGCAGCUCAGCUUCUUCACUUUGAUCGAAAUCACUCUGCUUCUCCUUAAACCUCUUUUUUU